Hemiscyllium ocellatum (epaulette shark) is the source of this 2603-nucleotide messenger RNA. It is a transcript of the gene pllp, whose product is annotated as plasmolipin. Gene Ontology annotation, molecular function: structural constituent of myelin sheath. Bases 100 to 654 code for a protein of 184 amino acids. The transcript is spliced from 4 exons. Gene Ontology annotation, biological process: myelination. Gene Ontology annotation, cellular component: membrane. The record is from RefSeq and is a predicted model, not a curated record. NCBI's taxonomy places the organism in Eukaryota, Metazoa, Chordata, Chondrichthyes, Orectolobiformes, Hemiscylliidae.
GUUCCUGGUCGGCUCAGUAUUCAGUCUGGUUUAGGUGUGAGAGGAUGAAGUUUAGCUGACUUUGUUUUGAAGUGCCCCUUUGACUGUUCCUGUCUCAUUAUGGCUGACUUUCCAGAUAAAAUUAACACUCAGACCAGUACAAGCAGCAGUGGGGUGAGCUCCAGAUUCGCCCCAGUCGCUGUGGACAUUCAUUUCCUCAAAUCCUCCAUUGGAAUAUUGAUGCUAGUCGAAUUAGCUUUUGGCUUGCUCGUGUGGGCAUUGAUUGCUGGUUCAAGAAUCUCACACGGUGAUGCUGCAUUCGGAUGGGUGAUCUUUGUAGCUGUAACCCUAUGGAUACUCACCAUUGUUAUCUUUGUCUUCUAUCUGCUGAGGCUGACUCCGAAACUGCCAAUGGUUCCAUGGGCUCAUCUGUGUCUGUACUUUAACUUGGGUGCUACAGUUCUGUACUUAACCGCCUUCAUUACCAAUGCAUCAUCUGUUGACCCAACAUCUCUUAAAGGGACUUACAGAUACAACAACAGAGCAGCUGCUGCGUUCUUUGCAGGUGUGGUGAUGAUAUCGUAUGGGAUAAGUACUUUCCUCUGCUUCCUGUCAAUGCGAGGACAAGGUAGCAAUGCAGCAACAAGUCAGGCAACUGGAAGUAAUUCAGCAUAAGAGUUUUGAAUCGAGCUGGAGGUUACAACAUAUUCUGCUAUACACUUUUAUUGAAAUAAAACAGAUUGUGCUGUCCCAGCGAUUUCCAAAAACAUCUCCAUUUCCAGCUCUUCAUUGAGGUUGGUUACAGUCUUUAAAUACACUGCAGAUACCAAGGAGCAGAAUACACCAUCUUGUUUUUGUUUUGGAUUUUUGACUUCUUGAUAAUGCAACCUUGUGUAAGGUUUGCCCUGUUAUAAUACUUCACUAAUAAUAUCACCAGUUUUGACUUUUACAUGAAGCAUUUAUAUGAUGUGUAAUCAAACUGCAUGGAAAUGAAUCGCAUCACCUGCAUUUUGGGGUAUUUAUUUGCGCAAUAGUCCCGAGUGCUGUUUAAACACCUUUAAGGCAUAAUGCACAUUGACUACUCCAAAUUGGAUAAAGGUGGUGUAGUGCUUGACUGGAUAGUCCAGGAGUUGGAUCUGAUUGGCUGGUUCUGAGUUUGCUUAUCUAGGGCAGAAACACUUGAGCUAGGGAGGGAUGGGGAACCCUAACUGAUCCUGAUCACCAUCUGGUAACACUUGCUGUUUUAUAUUAGUGUUGGUAGGCCAUGGCGACACAGCCUGCCAGUGCCCAGUAUUGUAACUUCACAGAUAGAGUGGAAUAUCAGAUUGGCAACACUGUCUAGAGUGGGUGGAGAUUGAAAAUCCAACUGUACCUUCUACAAAAUGUGAGGAAUAUUUGCCAUCAAGUGUGCAGUACAAUUCAAAGAUACUUGUAUCAUCAAGGAGUAAAAUGCAGGUUUUUCAAAUUGAUCUUCCAAGUCCCUCAGAAUGCAGAGAAUUUUCCAACACUAGAGCCAUUUACUGUCACUGAACAAACUGCUUUAAUCACUCUCAGUUUAUCCAUUAGUUUGGAGGUGUGAACUACAGAGAUUCUACUCACUCUAGAAAUUAGUUUUAAAGGAAUUAAAACUAUUGUGAACUUCACACAAAGGUUUGGAUCACACUUAUUGUUCUUACUGCUAUCAUUAAACCACUGAUGACAGUAGAUAUAGUUCAAGUGCAUUGGAGUUCUAAUGUUUAAAGUCAAGACUGUCGAGUGUAGGGAGGUAAGAUGAGGUGGGAUUGGGAGGAGACAGAGGGGCAAGGGUGCUAAAGUACUGCUGAGAUGCUGAUCUCUUCUAUUGUGGAGGUACCUGAGGAGAAAUUCAAAGUUUCAGUGUGCCAUGGCCCUAAUCUAUGAUUGACAUGUGGCUCAGGAAACAUCAGCCACAGCAGAAUACAAACUCUUUUUUUGGAUAUUUGGUAUCAUUCAAAAAUAAAAUGAAACAAACCAAGGUGCUUAAUCUGAAAACAAAAAGACAGAAGCAUAAACAGGUUGGUCAAAGCAGAGUCUUGAAAGGAGAGGGAGAUGAACAGGAUGGGUUAAGGGAGGGAGUCCAGAACAUGAGGCCCUGGUGGUGAAGCCAUGCCUGGAAAUGUUGGAAUGAGGAAAGCAUUAGAAAGUAGACCAGAGCCAGGGGAACACUGAGAAUAUGGUGUGAGGGGGUCAGAGGGCUGGAGGAGAUGGAUUGAUUUUUGUGGGGUUCAGUGAACAGAAAAUGAACACUUUUUGUCUGUAUCACUAAAGUGUAUGGCUCUGCAAGUGUGCAUGCUGCAAUUUCAAAACUUAAUAUAGGGCAAUGGGGAAGAAAAGUUAAAUUGUGCAAAGAUCGCAGUAGCGAUAUUCCAAAAUAGAUUUGGGUUUCUGCUAGCUUAGAGUCUAAAACCAUUGUAUUUAUAGCAGCAAAACUUUUACUUCAAAAUGUGGGAACUUGGUCAACAUGAGAAAUUACUAUUUCAAAGCAGUCCUCAUUUGGACAGGUCAGCUGUAAUGUUGUUCAAGUGCUCCUAGUAUUAUAAAAAUGUACCUACUCCAGUAUGUGUAUUAUAUAUUUACAAUUUGUUUUUCUGUAUUUCAUUUGUUAG